UCACCUCGUGGUUCCCACUUUUGCUCAGAUCUUUCAGGUCGCCAUAUUAACACAAGGAGAAAAAAUAUUAAAAAAAAAAAGAAAAACUAACGACAUUUGAAAAAAAAUAAUACAAUGGCAGACGUGGAAAAAGAGCCCGAGAAGACCAUAGCCGAGGAUUUGGUGGUUACCAAAUAUAAAUUGGCUGGCGAAAUCGUAAAUAAAAUCCUCAAAUCCCUGAUUGACUUGUGUGUGGUGGAUGCCUCAGUGCGAGACAUUUGCUCCAAGGGUGACCAACUGCUAACGGAGGAAACCGGCAAAGUUUACAAAAAGGAAAAGGACCUAAAGAAAGGCAUUGCCUUUCCCACCUGCCUUUCGGUUAAUAAUUGUGUCUGCCAUUUUUCCCCAGCCAAAAAUGAUACCGAUUAUUUACUAAAAUCGGGUGAUGUGGUGAAAAUCGAUCUGGGCGCUCAUAUUGAUGGUUUCAUUGCUGUUGCCGCUCAUACAAUUGUUGUGGGUAAAAAUGAUAAGAUCACCGGUCGUCAGGCUGAUGUCAUUUUGGCAGCCUAUUGGGCUGUUCAAGCUGCACUGCGUCUGCUUAAAUCGGGUGCCAAUAACUAUUCUAUUACCGAUGCCGUACAACAAAUCAGCGAAUCAUACAAGUGCAAACCCAUUGAAGGUAUGCUUAGUCAUGAGCUGAAACAAUUCAAAAUUGAUGGUGAGAAGACAAUCAUACAGAAUCCUAGCGAGGCGCAGCGUAAAGAGCAUGAGAAAUGCACAUUUGAGACGCAUGAAGUAUAUGCCAUCGAUGUUAUCGUUAGCAGCGGCGAAGGAGUGGGUCGCGAAAAGGACACAAAGGUUUCGAUAUACAAAAAAUCUGAUGAGAACUAUAUGCUUAAAUUGAAGGCAUCUCGUGCUCUCCUGGCCGAGGUUAAAACAAAAUAUGGUAAUAUGCCUUUCAAUAUACGCAGUUUCGAGGAGGAGACCAAGGCACGCAUGGGCGUUGUUGAAUGCGUCUCCCACAAGAUGAUUGAACCCUUCCAAGUCCUGUACGAAAAGCCUUCUGAGGUUGUUGCCCAAUUUAAGCACACAGUUCUACUGAUGCCCAAUGGGGUGAAUCUUGUAACCGGCAUACCUUUCAAUGUGGAAAAUUACGUAAGUGAGCACAGCAUUGCUCAGGAGGAGCUUAAGGAAUUGGUCACGCAGCCACUGGGACCAGUAAAAGGUAAAGGCAAGGGUAAGAAGGGAGCCGCUGCAGCUGCAGCUGCUGCUGGAGCCACUGGAGCUGGAGCUACAAAAGUGGAAUCGGCGCCGGCCGUUGAGACCAAGGCAUAAAUAUCAUAUUUCUAGUUGGUCUAGAAAUCUGAUAAUCUAUCUGAUCUGAUCCCCUCCCCUUCCCUCCCUCUACACACACACACACACACCCCCAGACAUGCUAAAUAAACAUUUUUUGUGAACAAUUGCGCUGCCUACUGCUGCCGCCUUUCUAAAAAUAGAUUUUUACUAUCGCGAAAUCGCGUAGAGUAAAUGAUCCAUCCAACAAUAGAAGAAAAAAAGCAAAUAAAAUAACAUUUCCUCAGACGCCCUAUCAUAUUCUCUCUUCCCUCCACCCCCCCACAUCCAUCUAAGCAAAAAGGAAAAGAGAAAUCAAAUCUUUACUUCAUUAAUUGACAAUAUUUUUUGUUUGUAUAAUUCCAUAAUUGAUAUGGAAUUUUAUUUUUGGAAAAAUUGAAUAGAAGACAAAAAAAAGGUCCGGAAAAGUUCGUAAAAUUAUCCGUUUCUUUUUAAUUUUUUUUCUAUUUACUUUACCUAAUUUAAGCGUUUGUCCAUAUUAAAAACAUAAAAACAAAACAACAACAAAAAUCGCAACGAGAAAUGCCACAAAAAGAGCAAGAACUGUCGUCGAACUGUAAAAUUUUUAACACUUAAUCUUAAAAUUACGCUGCGUAGUAGGUAUUAAAUAAAAUUAACAUUUUCUAUAAAAAGAAACCUGAAA
Molecule: messenger RNA, 1975 nt
Organism: Drosophila willistoni
Lineage: Eukaryota; Metazoa; Arthropoda; Insecta; Diptera; Drosophilidae
Product: proliferation-associated protein 2G4
Exons: 7
Coding region: 115-1314 (399 amino acids)
Source: RefSeq, a predicted model, not a curated record